AUGAUGAAUGCUAAAUUUUGGUGUUGUUUAUUGGUAUGCCUAUCUAUUGUUUAUGCUGAGAAGAAGGUAAUUUCUCCAAAUAAGGUAUCUCAAGUUGUUUCAGAAUCCUAUUAUAUUGGUGAUUCUCAAAUUUGUAACCAGGUUACUUGUUAUCCAAAGGUGUUUGAGCCUUCAAAUGAAUGGAAAGAGGUCAAACCUCACCAAAUUGUUCCUGCAGGUUUGCAUGUACGUGUCGAUAUGAGUAGUGGUUUGAAAGAAGCAAAGAUAGAUGCUGAGUAUGGUAAAAAAAUUGCUACAACUGAAACUAUCGGUGCUAGUAAUGCUGAACUAGCAACCGUUUCUGAAACUGAAGUUUCAGCUGAUUCUAAAACUGACUCUCUUGUUGAAUCCAUAACUGGAUCAGCAACUGGAUCAGAAUCCACUGUUGAAUCUGCAACUGAAUCUGCAACUGAAUCUGCAACUGAAUCUGCAACUGAAUCUGCAACUGAAUCUGUAACUGAAUCUACAACUGAAUCAGCAACUGUAUCUGAAUCUACUGUUGAUUCUACAACUGAAUCCACAACUAAUUCCGAACCAGUACCUGAAUCAACUGCCAACUCUGAGUCUGAAUCUUCCAUUGACUCUGAAUCAAUCGUCGAAUCGGCAACUGAGUCCAUAACCACCGAAACAACAGUUACAAAGACUAAAAGCAAAACCAAGACUAAAUCUGCAUCUGCAUCUGCAUCCACUUCUGCAUCUUCUUCAUCCAUUUCUGCAUCCUCUUCAGCAUCCACAUCCACAUCCACAUCCACAUCCACAUCCACAUCCACACCAACUUCAACCUCGACAUUGACCAAGCCUGAAGAAACUAAAGAUGAUAAACUAAUACCUCGUUCAAACCCUGCUCCAAAAGCCAAUCAUGAAUUCUCUGCAGACUUCAAAAUAAUUCAAAACGUUCUACAAAAAUCUACUAUAUCUGAUCAAGAUAUUGAGACCAUUGAAUGGAAAUUUGAUGAUUUAAUGGAGUUUGCUCAUGACUAUAAGCAUGGUUUAAAGAUUAUUAAAAAUGAAUUUGACUUAUUAUCUUCCAUUUCAUUCAACGAGACAUUGCCAAAUUCUGUAAGGGAAUUAAGCACCAGAGUAAUUACAAGUUGUAUUAGAAACAACCCACCUGUUAUCAAACAUAUUAUAGAGACUUAUCCUUCAUAUAUUGAUGAACUAUUUGGGGCAUUGAAAACUAUGGAAAGUCAAAAAACAGUAGCUGCUAAAACAUUAAUCAAGAGAUAUUUGUCAAUCUUGGAUGUAUUAUUAGAUGAAUCUGAUUUCAAACUAACCCACGCCGAAUUAUUGACAUUGACUAAUAUUUACAACAGUUUGAAAGACAAACAAAUUAGACUAAAGAUCUUGGAAAUAAUAACGAGAUUUUUCAACCAAGAUCCAGCAGCCACUUCAAAUAACAACAGUGAAAAACUGUCUACCAAUAUUGUACAAAACUGGGUCGACGAAAUCGCCCAAGCCAUCCAAGACAGCACAAUUGAUGAAUUCCACGUUCGUAAAUUCUUCACUACACUGGUUAAUAUCAAAUACAAUUAUAAGAAAGAUAUCAAAACAGAUAAUAAUUUUUUGAAUUGGCUUGCAGUUCAAUCAGCCAACAGAAAGUCUGAAUUAAACAACGGUUUGAAGCAAAGAGAUUUGGAACAAGACACAUUUGACCAAAUGCUGGUUGACAGCAGACACCUGAUAUUCGGGAACCCUAUGGCACAUAACAUGAAACAUUUAGAUGACGAAUUAUAG
Molecule: messenger RNA, 1773 nt
Organism: Vanderwaltozyma polyspora DSM 70294
Lineage: Eukaryota; Fungi; Ascomycota; Saccharomycetes; Saccharomycetales; Saccharomycetaceae
Gene: SIL1
Product: Sil1p
Exons: 1
Coding region: 1-1773 (590 amino acids)
Cellular component (GO): endoplasmic reticulum
Molecular function (GO): adenyl-nucleotide exchange factor activity
Source: RefSeq, a predicted model, not a curated record